CGGUGACGAAGCAGACUCUAUAUUUCGCAUUCCUUGUAAGCAAAUUUACCAAGGCAUGGAGAAUCCAUCGACCCCAGUGACCGCGGAUUUCUCUUCUUCUCCUCCGAAACGUACAAAGAUAGUCCUCCUUGGUGAUCAGAGUGUCGGGAAGACCAGUUUGAUUACAAGAUUCAUGUAUGAUACUUUUGAUAACACGUACCAGGCGACUAUCGGCAUUGACUUCUUGAGCAAGACGAUGUAUCUGGAAGACCGAACGGUGCGGUUACAGCUUUGGGAUACUGCAGGACAGGAACGUUUUCGAUCGCUAAUACCAUCAUAUAUUCGAGAUUCAUCGGUUGCAAUAGUCGUUUUCGACAUAACAAACCGACAAUCAUUUCUUUCGACCUCUAAAUGGAUUGAUGAUGUUCGGUCGGAACGAGGGAACGAUGUGAUAAUUGUGCUGGUCGGGAAUAAAGCAGACUUGUCGGAUAAGCGACAAGUAACUCUUGAAGAAGCUACCUCAAUGGCAACAGGACUCAACAUCAUGUUUAUGGAGACUUCAGCUAAAGCGGGACAUAAUGUUAAAACAUUGUUCAAGAAGAUAGCAAUGUCAUUACCUGGAAUGGAGAAGGAAGGUCAAGCUGAACAGAAUGCUAAAAUCGACGUCACAACAACCGCAACGAAUGAGGUACCAGAAGCCUCUGAGUGCAAUUGCUAGUCCCCAAUUACAUUGCUCACCCCUACGACAUUCUCCUUAUCCACCCACGUCUGCAAAUAUUUGUUUUUCGGUGUACCAUGGUAUACCGCCAUCGAUCACUGUGUUAUAGCAGCAUUGCCAAUAUGAUAAUUACUCUCCUG
Marasmius oreades (fairy-ring Marasmius) is the source of this 837-nucleotide messenger RNA. It is a transcript of the gene RABH1B, whose product is annotated as Ras- protein RABH1b. The transcript is spliced from 6 exons. NCBI's taxonomy places the organism in Eukaryota, Fungi, Basidiomycota, Agaricomycetes, Agaricales, Marasmiaceae. Gene Ontology annotation, molecular function: GTPase activity; GTP binding. The record is from RefSeq and is a predicted model, not a curated record. Bases 56 to 697 code for a protein of 213 amino acids.